AGGAGCGAGGAAGGGCACCAACGUCACAGCCGCCCAAGGACCCUACCGCUGGCAUUCCCGGCACGAGAUGGCUCAGCGGAGCCCGCUGCGCACGCGCACCGGCGCAAAAGGGCGCCAUCCCAGGCGAGCCACGGCGUGCGCACGCGCAGUGGCCUGGAGCGUGCUGCGCAGCGUGCUUUCCCGCGCGACGCUAACGGAGACGACCCGAGCCCGCCGCGCAAGCGCAAAGGCACAGAAGGGAGAACUCCCGCCCCUGCCGAGCCCCGGGACGCGCACGCGCAGUGGCGCAGAGCGUGCAGCGUGUGGCGCGCUCCCCUGGGCGCUGCGGACUCCGCGCCCGGCUUUCAGGCUCAGCUGUGAACCUUUGCUUCCUGGCCUCGGCGGAGCAGCCCUGCGGGUGAAGAAGGCCCAUGGCUGACAAAACCCAGGAGGCUGGUGGCGUCCACUUCCCUUUUCCCUUCACACCCUAUUCCAUCCAGAAGGACUUCAUGGCAGCGCUGUACCAGGUGCUGGAGGCUGGCAAGGUCGGGAUAUUCGAGAGCCCCACGGGCACCGGCAAGUCCUUAAGUCUUAUCUGCGGGGCCCUCUCCUGGCUCCGAGACUUUGAACGGAAGAAACGCCAAGAGGAGGCUCGUAUUCUUGAGGCCGGAGCCGCCCCCUUAAACGACGGGGAGGACCAGUCCCCACACCUCCCGUCACCGUCGUCCUGCCAGGAGACCCCAGGCACCCCGGGGGCAUCAGGGGAGCCCGACUGGGUCACGCAGUUUGUGCAGAAGAAAGGAGAGAGGGACCUGGUGGACCGACUCAGAGAGGAGCAGGUCCGGAGGAAGAAGCGAGAGGAGCGCCUGCAGCAGAGCCGGCACCACGCCUGGCUCAAGUCCGCCGCCAAGCGCCCGAGACAGGAAGAUGAAGAGACUGAGCGUCUCCUCCACCUGAGCAGGGAGAUGCUGGCUGCGGGGAUGGGCUCCGAGCAGCUGGACUCUGAGGAGGAGGAGCUGGUCCUGGCCGAGUACGAGAGUGACGAGGACAGAGCCGCGGCCAGCGGAGCAGACGAGGAUGAGGAUGACUUGGAGGAAGAACAUGUAACCAAGAUUUACUACUGCAGUCGGACGCACUCCCAGCUGGCACAGUUUGUGCACGAGGUGCAGAAGAGCCCCUUCGGCAAGGACACCCGGCUCGUCUGCCUCGGCUCCCGGCAGAGCCUUUGUGUGAACGAGGAGGUGAGAGGGCUGGGCUCCGUGCAGCUCAUCAAUGACCGCUGUGCAGAGAUGCAGAGGAGCAGACACGAGAGGAAUGGCAUCCCCGAGGAGGAGGAGGCGGCGGCCGGGAGGCGGCGGCGGCGGCGGCAGCAAGCCACCUGCCCCUUCUACAGCCACGAGCGGCUGCAGCUCCUCCGGGACGAGGUCCUGCUGGAGGUGAAGGACAUCGAGCAGCUGGUGACCCUGGGGAGGGAGGCUCGGGCCUGUCCCUACUACGGGAGCCGGCUCGCCAUUCCUGCAGCGCAGCUGGUGGUGCUGCCCUACCAGACGCUGCUGCACGCGGCCACGCGGCAGGCGGCGGGCGUCCGGCUGCAGGGCCAGGUGGUGGUCAUCGACGAGGCCCACAACCUGAUAGACACCAUCACCGGCGUCCACAGUGUGGAGGUCAGCGGCUCCCAGCUCUGCCAGGCCCAUUCCCAGUUGCUCCAGUACAUGGAACGAUACGGGAAGCGCUUGAAGGCCAAGAACCUGAUGUACGUCAAACAGAUCCUGUACCUGUUGGAGAAGUUCGUGACCGUGCUGGGCGGCAACAUUAAGCAGAACCCCAAUACCCAGAGCCUCUUGCAGGCAGGGACGGAGCUGAAGACCAUCAACGACUUUCUCUUCCAGAGCCAGGUCGACAACAUCAACCUGUUCAAGGUGCGGCGCUACUGUGAGAGGAGCAUGAUCAGCAGGAAGCUCCUUGGCUUCACGGAGAGGUACGGAGCGGUCCUCACGCCCUCCAGGGAGCAGCCCAGGCUGUCUGGCUUCCAGCACUUCCUGCAGAGCCUGCAGCCCCCGGGGACCAAGGCUCCUGCAGCCCCCGCAGCAGAAGGAGAGGACGGGGCGCCACGGCUUGCUUCCCCACUGAUGCACAUCGAAGGCUUCCUCGCGGCUCUCACCACUGCCAACCAGGACGGGAGGGUCAUCCUGAGCCGCCAAGGCAGCCUCAGUCAGAGCAGCCUCAAAUUCUUGCUCCUGAACCCAGCCAUGCAUUUCGCCCAGGUGGUGAAGGAGUGCCGGGCAGUGGUCAUUGCGGGGGGCACCAUGCAGCCGGUGUCCGACUUCCGGGAGCAGCUGCUGGCGUGUGCCGGGGUGGAGGCUGAGCGAGUGGUGGAGUUCUCCUGUGGUCACGUGAUCCCUCCAGACAACAUCCUGCCCCUCGUCGUCUGCAGCGGGCCCUCCAGCCAGCAGCUGGACUUCACGUACCAGAAGAGAGAGCUACCUCACAUGAUGGAUGAGACGGGACGCAUUCUCUGUAACCUGUGCAACGUGGUCCCAGGAGGGGUGGUCUGUUUCUUCCCCUCCUAUGAGUACCAGCGCCAGGUCCACGCCCACUGGGACAAGAGUGGCCUGCUGGCCCGCCUGGCUGUCAGGAAAAGGAUAUUUCAGGAGCCCAAGAGAGCAAACCAGGUGGAGCAGGUGCUGAUGGAGUAUUCCAGGUGCAUUAAGCGCUGCAGCCAGGUGGGGGGCAUGGUGACGGGGGCCCUGCUGCUGUCUCCACGCCCUCUUGAGCUGCUCCCUGCCGCCACCUGUUUUACUGGCUGCUGGCACUGUGCCCAGGAGGCCCCGGGUCUCACUCUGAAGCCUGGCCAUGUCACUGUCACAGGAAACACUAGGCAGGAGGCAGGAAACAACCCUGAUGGCUGUCCCCUUUGCCCUUCCCAGCCCAGAGCCCCAGGCCAGGCACCCCCCGGGAAGGCGCUGGUGGAGAAUCUGUGUAUGAAGGCCGUCAACCAGUCCAUCGGCCGGGCCAUCAGGCACCAGAAGGACUUUGCCAGCAUAGUGCUCCUGGACCACCGGUACGCCCGCCCACCUGUCCUGGCAAAGCUGCCGGCCUGGAUCCGCGACCGCGUGCAGGUCAAAGCCACCUUUGGCCCUGCCUUUGCUGCUUUGCGGACGUUCCAUCGUGAGAAGUCUGGCCCUUCCGUCAGCCUGCCCACUUGAGAUGGUGUCCGUCUGGGGCCUGGUCUGCAGGCAUCCUGCCUAAGAAGAUGAAAGCCAACAGGAGGAAGUGAGGCUGAUCCUGCAGAAACAGCGGGCCCGGCCCCCCUAGACCCGUCCCAUAGCCCGGCACUGCCCUCCCGGGGCCCGGGUCUGUCCCGCCUCAGCGUGGCCCAGCAUCCAGCUCGCUGCACGGAAUCCCGGCCGGCCUUUGUGACAGCUGCACAGGCUGCAGCAUCCCAGCCCUUGUUUCUCAGUGUCACCUUCUUAAAGGGGACACGGAGCAGGCCCUUCCUGUCUCUCCCUUUCUCACUAAAAUUAGCUGCUCUCAACCCUUCACCCCCUCCUGGAGAUGAAGAACGUCCCCCUUCUCCACCCUCUCCUGGUCACCUCAGCCACCCUCCUCCCCCAAGUCGUUAGGACCUGCCUGCUCCCGGCCCGCCAGCUCCCUGGCAUGGCUCCAGGUCCUCCAAGCCAGCGGUACCCUCCUCCCUCUCAGCUGCUUGAGCAGCUCCGAGACACCUUCCCCGCUGACAUCAGCAAUUACACCGAGGGCCAUUAGGCGCUCAGCAAGGCUAUUUUUAGAGAAACCGAGUCUGUCACUGAGAUGUGUUUUCCUGGGUGCAGAUACACCUCCUCCGUCUGCCCUUGCUGACUGCACCUCUCCCGCCCUAGUCCCCCCAGCUGAGAGCAGCGGGAGCGGGACAGGCCGCAGCGGAGGGGCGUCUGUGUUCCGCACGGUAGGGCUUCUUAGUUAAAGGCGCACUGCUGGCUUACACCCAG
Molecule: messenger RNA, 3965 nt
Organism: Vicugna pacos (alpaca)
Lineage: Eukaryota; Metazoa; Chordata; Mammalia; Artiodactyla; Camelidae
Source: RefSeq, a predicted model, not a curated record